Messenger RNA from Vanrija pseudolonga, 509 nucleotides. RefSeq lists its product as uncharacterized. Gene Ontology annotation, molecular function: proton-transporting ATP synthase activity, rotational mechanism. The transcript is spliced from 4 exons. Lineage: Eukaryota; Fungi; Basidiomycota; Tremellomycetes; Trichosporonales; Trichosporonaceae. The record is from RefSeq and is a predicted model, not a curated record. Gene Ontology annotation, biological process: proton motive force-driven ATP synthesis. The coding region runs from base 73 to 441 and encodes 122 amino acids.
GCAGCAGUAGAGCUCGUCGACACAACCUCCCUCCUCAUCACCACUCCUCCCCUCUCUUUCACCCGCCGCAAAAUGUCCCUCCUCCGCCUCUCCGCCCAGCGCGUCGCCGCCCCCGUCUUCGCCCGCUCGUUCUCGGCCUCGGCCGCCCGUGGUGACCUCGUCAAGGACCUCUACGUCCAGCAGCUCAAGGCCUACAAGGCUCCUCCUCCUUCCGCCGACGCCAAGUCCGCCGUCCGCUCGUACUCGGCCCCCGCGGUCCCCAAGGCCCCCGUCCUCCCCACCGACCUCGCCGCCGAGCUCUCCAAGUUCGACGCCACUGAGCCCACCCUCGGCAACAACGCCACCGCUGCCGCCACCCCCGCUGACGCCGAGUCGGGCGAGACUGCCGCCGACUACCUCAAGUUCCUUGAGGCCGACCUCCCCAAGCCCGACCACCACUAAAAUGCUUGCGCAAGCAAAUACUGGCGCAGGGGUAGUCUAGCCGAUAAAUGCAUCUCGUGAAAGAGCGC